CCUUAAGCCGUUACAUACUUUGCCGUCGAAGAACUGUUUAAAUUUUAUCAAAAAGUGCAUAAAAAAUAACGUGCGUAUAAAUCACAAAUACAGAGAAUCUCCCGCCCCUUCACAUAAGUACUGAAAAUUACCUGCCAAAAGAAAAAAGUAGUACUCAAUAUUUUUGCGAAUUCUCUCCCUUUUGCGAUUUCCUCUUUUCUAUAAUUUCUCCGGCGAACCAUCAGUGCUUUCUCCGGCGAAAUCAAGUUUUUGAAGAGAGCUUAUUUAAGUUGUCAUGUCGCAAGAGGAAAUUCUCGUUGUUCUGUGAUGACUAUUGUUCUAGUAACUUGGCUGGUAUCCUUGGAACAGUAUGAGAUUCUGGUUGGCGAGAAACUUCUAGCACUCUUCCGUACCAUGAAGUUUACAUGUUUAAGUGAGGGCAGGGGCUAUUAUUUCCCACCAUGCCACAUAGUCAAUAUAAGUGGCUUCCGGGUGUUAUUUGACUGCCCUUUGGACCUUUCAGCACUCACGGUCUUCUCUCCCCUACCAAUUGUUACAUCUUCUCUGCUUGAUGAAAAAACAUCAAAUGUUAGUGGCCAAAGUUCAUCAAAUUCAGAGUCUGUAAGACGGGAAGUUGGGGAGUCUCUUGAUUCCAAAAGUUUGAUACAGGCUGAGCCUUGGUACAAAACUGUGAAAAGCUUGCAGCUUUGGAGUAUUUAUUCCAUAGAUGUGGUACUAAUCUCAAGUCCGAUGGGUAUGCUAGGGUUACCAUUUCUUACCCGCCUCAAAGAUUUUAGAUCGAAGGUAUAUGUAACGGAAGCAGCUUCCAGACUGGGGAAACUGAUGAUGGAGGACCUUGUUUCCAUGCAUAUGGAGUUGAGACAAUUUUAUGGACCUGAAGAGUCUGGUUGCCCUCAAUGGAUGACAUGGGAAAAGCUUGAACUACUUCCUAUGGCACUAAAGGAUAUUGUUUUAGGCAGUGAAGGGACAGAACUUGGUGGAUGGAUGCCCAUAUACAGUGCAGCUGAUAUCAAGGGUUGCAUGGAGAAGGUUCAAUCUCUUAAGUAUGCUGAAGAAGCCUGCUAUAAUGGCGCAUUGACCAUAAAAGCGUUCAGCUCUGGUUUGGAGAUAGGUGCUUGUAAUUGGAAUAUCCUAAGUCCAAAAGGAAGCAUCACAUAUCUUUCUGGCUCAGUUUUUGCAUCAACAACUGCAUCCAGUUUUGAUUACAAAGCUCUUGAAGGAAGUGAUGUUUUAUUAUACUCAGACUUCACAGCCUGCAAUGAUGUUGAUAGUGAAAAGAAUGAGUUCCCUCCUGAUACUGCCAGUUCCUAUCCAAGUGAUACUGGUAGUUGUUGGGAAACAAUAACUGAGUCCUGGCUUGAUUCAGAUGAGUACUCAGAAGAGAUGGAAAAAGUAUCUUUUAUAUGUCAAUGUGCUUUGGACUCUAUUAAUGACGGAGGAUCAGUCCUUAUUCCCAUUGGACGGCCUGGAAUCAUGUUGAAGCUAUUGGAACAUGUAUCACUUUCGCUAGAAUCUUCAAAUUUGAAGGUUCCUAUAUAUUUUGUUUCUUCUGCGGCAGAAGAGUUAUUGGCAUUUUCCAAUAUCAUACCUGAAUGGCUGUCCAGUCAACGUCAAGAAAGACUCUAUUCUGGACAACCUCUAUUCACUCAUAUUCAGCUGUCAAAGGAGAAAAAGCUCUUGGUAUCUCCUGCAAUUCAUUCAUCAAAAUUCCUAACAAGUUGGCAGGAACCUUGCAUAGCAUUUUGUCCUCACUGGAGUUUGCGACUUGGCCCUGUUGUUCAUCUCCUUCAACGUUGGUGUGCCGAUCCUAACUCAUUGCUUAUUAUGGAGGAAGGAGCUGAUAUCAAUUUGGCUUUUUUGCCUUUCAAGCCAAUGUCAAUGAAGGUCCUUCAAUGUUCAUUCAUCUCUGGAAUAAAGCUAAAGAGAGCUAUACCUUUACUAAAGAUACUACAACCUAAACAUGUGGUGGUUCCUGAGGGUUUGAGGUCCCAUAUAAGCUGUUGGAACCCCACAAUUUCAGUCAGUUAUUUCUCUGAAAAUGAAACUGUAGUUAUACCUAAGUUAAAUUAUGCAGAUAUGUACAUCGCCAUGGACUUGGCUCCUGAGCUGCUCAAUUAUACAAAAGUAAUACAUGAAAAUAAUAUUGUAAGAUUAAAGGGAGAGUUGCUCGUUGAGCAGGGAAAACAUCAGUUAGUUCUUGGAAAGAAGCAAGUGCUUUCUUCACAAGAUAGGCCAUUGUUAUUUCUAGGUAGAGUUGACUUGAACUCCCUUCUGAUGGCCCUAAAGAAGAUGGGGAUGAAAGCAACUGCACAUCAUGCCCAGAUUGCUAAUGGAUCAGAAACUGUAUAUACUAUUUGCAUCUCAGAGCCCAAUGAAGCCUUGAUAGAGGUUACAGCUUCACAAACCAUGAUAAGCGUUGCUGAUGAGAACACCGCUUCCCUGGUUUCUGAGGCUGUUCGUAGCACUUUAGUUUGUAUUUGAUAAAAGGUGGCCCUUCUGUAUCCCUAGAUGCCAAUGGUUUAAGAAAUUGACUGAUCGCUUUCCAGCUUCGAGGGGGAAAAUUAUUUAUUGAACUGGGAGUUGAAACAAUGAAAGGUGUCGUGUGGAUGGAUGUUGGAAGGGAAAAAAUGCAUAUUGUCAAUAUGUAUACUAAUAUAGUUCUGGUGGUGACAAUUGGCUUCCUGUUCCCUUUGCUUUCUCAGCCAUCUCCUCUAAGGUUCAAGUACUUUUUUCUGUUUGAUGAUUGAUUGAAGGGACAUUUAAUUUGAAAGAGCAGAUUCCAGAUAAA
Molecule: messenger RNA, 2788 nt
Organism: Nicotiana attenuata
Lineage: Eukaryota; Viridiplantae; Streptophyta; Magnoliopsida; Solanales; Solanaceae
Product: integrator complex subunit 9
Exons: 13
Coding region: 307-2481 (724 amino acids)
Biological process (GO): snRNA processing
Cellular component (GO): integrator complex
Source: RefSeq, a predicted model, not a curated record